Molecule: messenger RNA, 2019 nt
Organism: Durusdinium trenchii
Lineage: Eukaryota; Dinophyceae; Suessiales; Symbiodiniaceae
Source: the annotation of a GenBank genome assembly
AACCGAUUCGCGCCGUGGAACCCGUCCCCAACCGCCUGCUCUUUGCGUCGCAUGGAACCGUCGGCCAUGGUGCCGGAGCCAAAGGAGCUCCUUGAUGAGGCUGCAGGACUGGCCGUCAUUACUGGUGGCCGCCUGCUUGGUGCAAGGCAUCGUGGAUCCAGAUGAACAGGAGAAGCGUCUUGCCUGGAAAUAUUUGGACUGCUCCAAUCUUCGCAAUGAAGUUGAUCGGCCAGUGGACUGGCCUCGCUUUCGGCAGCACCUGCUGGAGACGCCGUAUCCCGAGAAUAUGGAUGCGGUCUUUGAGAUCUUGAAUCGGCUCAGUACCAAAAGUGCUAGCAGCUACGACGAGGAGGCACGCAGCUGCUUGAUGGGAGUACCUGCUGCCUUUUUCUACCUCACCCGCUUCACCUUGGACACGAUGGAGCGAGAUGAAGCAGGACGUCCCGCCGACCCCGAGGUGGUGAAGAAGGCAACCCUGCAAUACUCUGUCUUCGAGAAUUACAUCUCUGCACUUCACCCAGGCCUCAUCAAUGCAGGGAAUUGGUCUUUCAAUGAUGAAGAGGUCUUCGUGCUCCGGAAGCGGAUCCUCCGUGCCUAUCGGCAGUUGGAGGCGAAGAAGUCGACCCAUGCCCCAGAGUUCAAGGUCUACGUCUAUGAUGAGGAAGAAGUGCCACAGUUGAAGCCGUUGCUGCGGAGCCAGAUCUACUGCAGCCGAGGCCAGUGGGGUACAGACGUUCAAGUCCACGACUACUUCUUCGCCUCGGAUUUGCAAACGGAUGAUCCAGAUGAGGCUGACUUCUUUUUCGUGCCGGGCUAUGCGAUUUGUGUGCUCGAAGGCAACCUCUAUUCCCUGGAUGAGGUGGAUGAGCUUUACAAGGACCUGGUUACUGCGCUGCCAUAUUUCAACGCAUCAGGGGGCCGAGAUCAUAUCUUUGUCUUUGGGUCUGGCAUGGCGCAGAGUGUGUUCCAAUCGUGGGAGGAAUACAUCCCGCAGUCCAUCGUUCUGACCCCCGAGACGGAGCUCUUCAACGAUUUCGCCUGGGUCGCCAUCCCUCCUUACCGGCCCUUCAAGGACAUCGUGAUUCCAGGGAGCUUGGACUUGAUUGAGGUCAUUGCGGCCUUGGAGAAGUCCAAGCCGCUCCACGAGCGCCGCUUCCUGAGCGCCUUCUUCGGGCGUGCCGAUGUGGCUCGUGGCCCACAUCCCUGGGUCGGCGGAGUGGACGUCCGGAAGGAGCUGCUGGCGCUCCGGGAGCUGCCAGGCACUGAAGACAUGAAGUUCGGGGAUGGCGCCACCCUUGAGGUGAUGCAUGAAGCCUACGGCGAUGCCAAGUUUUGCUUCGUCCCACGAGGCAAGUCUGGGUGGUCCUUACGCUUUUUCGAGGUGAUCUUUGCUGGGUGUAUCCCAGUGAUGAUCUCAGACAAAUGGGAGCUCCCCUUUGAGGAUUUCUUAGACGUCACCCGUUUCGUGAUCAAAUGGCCUUCGACACAGAUUGGUCCUCAGUUGAUUGCUUAUCUUCGUUCUUUGCCAGACAGCACUGUACAGGAGUACAUGGAUGAGGCCAAGAAGAUCCGCUGCUGGUACUUCUACCCUCCCAAGGCUGGGCCUCUCCGGCUCCUCUCCAAAGGAGAUGGUCCUCCCGGCGAAGGGACGAGAGCCAAAAAAGCGACACGUGCAGUGCAGACAGACGUGUGGAGAGCGUCCGGCGGGACAAGCUAUGGCCUUGAGGAUCUUGGGUUUGUUCUGAAGUCCCACUAUGACCCCUUGAUAUGCAGCAGAGUACAUAUCAGGCAAGUUCAACAAAAACUAUAUCAAUCUUCUAGCAGCCCACAAAUACAACCUUGAACAUGAUGAUGAUAGAAAGUACAGAGUCAACAACCAUGAGUCCGUAUCCAUCUACUGAGUCAAAGGUAGAUCCUUCCCUUCUAAGGAUGGUUUGGUGUCCCCUCAUCAAGUUCAUCUCUCAUCAAGUCCCUCAUACCGCAGAAUGGCCGCGGUUCGACCACCGCUCACCGGCCUGC